Manduca sexta (tobacco hornworm) is the source of this 4919-nucleotide messenger RNA. RefSeq names its product toll-like receptor 6. Gene Ontology annotation, molecular function: protein binding. The record is from RefSeq and is a predicted model, not a curated record. Gene Ontology annotation, biological process: signal transduction. Gene Ontology annotation, cellular component: plasma membrane. Lineage: Eukaryota; Metazoa; Arthropoda; Insecta; Lepidoptera; Sphingidae.
GUUUGACGGGAAAUUCGUAAAGUUUUCCGAGUGAGUUCGGCCUAGCGUAGCGAUGUGCGCGAUACAAGCGAGUCAAACUGUGACCAUUUGAAUACAGUGACAGUUCAAAAGUGAGUUCGAGAUGUUAUCUACGGGAUUGUUGACAGUGUGGUACGUGACAUGGUGGUGGAUGUGGUCUGGCGCGGGCGGUGCGUCGCUCACCAGCCGGGUGGCGGAGCCCCCGCAGGAGUGCGAGUGGCAGCGCGUGACGGGAGACGCCAGCGAGAGCACACGCGUGCAGCUCGCGUGCUCGCUUCGCACCGCGGCUGGUGCCACAGACCUGCUGGCCGGCCUCAGCACCUCACAAGCACAGCGCAUCACCGUGCUGGAUCUUCAUUGCACGGAUGUUCUAUUCUUCGAGAGUUCUCUUGAUUUUGGACGAAGAAAAGAAGAGGGAACGCAACUUUUGUCGCGAUUUCACAAUUUACGCGAACUGAGAAUAGAAUCAUGUAAGAUUCGUUAUGUGCCUUCGGCGGUGCUUUCGGCGCUGAGUGGUUUACGAAGCCUUACCAUUAGGACACACAAUACAGAUUGGUCGGCGAUGUCUAUGGAGUUCCACAGGGACACUUUCCGCGGACUUACGGACCUGAGAACUUUGGAUUUGGGAGAUAACAACAUUUGGACUUUGCCGCCGGAAAUAUUUUGUUUAUUAUACAAUUUGAAGGAACUGAACAUAACUCAAAACCGUUUACAAGACAUUUCCAACUUGGGAUUCUCAGACUGGGGCAACGGGCCGACUGCGCCCGGUAAAUCCUGUAACACAGUUUUGGAAACAUUAGACAUGUCGUAUAAUGAAAUUAACGCCUUGCCCGACAACGGAUUGUCUAGUUUACGCGCACUACAGAAAAUGUUUUUACAAAAUAACAGAAUAUCCAUGGUUGCCGAUAGAGCUUUUGUGGGAUUAAGUGACCUACAGAUACUCAAUUUAUCAACGAACGCAUUGACCGCGCUGCCUCCAGAGAUGUUUCAAUCCUCAAGAGACAUUAAGCAAAUAUAUUUGAACAAUAACUCCCUGAGUGUAAUCGCUCCUGGCCUUUUAGAAGGAUUAGACCAACUUCAAAUAUUAGAUUUAUCAGUCAAUGAGCUAACCAGUGAGUGGGUGAACAGAGAUACAUUUUCAGGCUUAGUGAGAUUAAUUGUUUUGAAUUUAUCUUACAACAGGAUUACGAAAAUAGACGCGCUAUUGUUUCAAGACCUUAACAAUUUACAAUUUUUAAGCUUAGAACACAAUAACAUAGCACGAAUAACGGAAGGAGCGUUUUCUAAUUUGAAGAACUUGCAUUCCCUAUCUCUGGCACAUAAUAAUAUAAUUGAAAUUGACAGCGGGCAUUUUUCAAAUCUGUACGUAUUAAACCAGUUAUUUCUCGACGGAAACAGAAUAACUAAAGUGGAUAUACGCUCUUUUGAAAAUAUAACUAAAUUACAUGACUUGGGAUUGAGCGGAAAUCAAUUAUCCGAAGUACCUGAUGCUAUUAAAACAUUGAGAUUUUUGACAUCUUUGGACUUGGGUAUGAACAGAAUAACUAAACUUGCGUCUGCGCAAUUUGAAGGAUUAGAUGAUUUAUAUGGGCUGCGACUUGUUGGAAAUAAGAUAGAGAAGAUAUCUAAAGAUACAUUUUCGGCAUUGCCAUCACUACAAAUAUUGAACCUGGCUUCAAAUAAUAUAGAUCAAAUAGACGAUGGUGCAUUUGCCGCAAACCAGCAGUUAAAAGCAAUUGGACUGGAUGGUAAUAAGUUGGUCGACUUGAAAGGCAUAUUUACGAACACGCAACCCCUUGUUUGGUUAAAUGUGUCCAAUAACGAGUUGCUCUGGUUUGAUUACAGCCACAUACCAGCAUAUCUUGAAUGGUUGGACAUGCAUGAAAAUAAGAUUGAGAAGUUGGAAGACACUUACGGCCUCAAGGAGAAAACAAUGGUCAAAAUGCUCGAUGUGAGUAACAAUAAGAUAAGAAGUCUCGACGAAUUCUCAUUCCCGAGCAGCAUCGAAACAGUAGUUUUAAACAACAAUAACAUCGAAAAAAUUAGUCCGGGAACAUUUCUGCAGAAGUAUAAUCUUAAUAAAGUAAUGUUGUAUGAAAAUAAAAUAAGAACAUUGGAACUUGGUGCGUUUGCGAUAUCAUCUGUUCCCGACGAUAAAGAUUUACCGGAGUUUUAUAUCAGUGAAAAUCCUUUCAUAUGCGACUGCACAAUGGAAUGGCUGCAGACAAUUAACCAAUUAAGUGACCCCAGGCAGCGCCCGAGAGUAAUGGAUUUAGAAAGCGUGAGGUGCUCUUUAACUCAUUCGCGAACGAAAUCUGAAAUGCUUUUUACCUCGGAAGUAAAAUCUUCAGAAUUUUUGUGCGAGUACGAAUCACACUGCUUCACGGUCUGCCAUUGUUGUGACUUUGACGCCUGCGAUUGCAAGAUGACUUGUCCAGAUAAGUGUUCGUGUUAUCACGAUCAGACCUGGACCACCACCAACGUGGUCGAUUGUUCAAACGCCGGCUACGAUCACGUACCAGACCGAAUACCGAUGGACGCGACCGAAAUAUACUUAGAUGGAAACGAUCUUAAAGAAUUAGGAAAUCACGUUUUCAUUGAAAAGAAGCUACAAGUUUUGUAUCUCAAUAAUAGCAAUAUCGAUGUAAUUCAGAAUAGAACAUUUAACGGAAUUGAGUCGUUGAGGGUUCUUCACUUAGAAAACAAUAAUUUAGAAGCGCUCCGAAACACACAAUUUACAAGACUGCCCAACUUGAAUGAAAUAUAUUUGAGCAAUAACAAAAUUAAGUUCAUAGAAAAUGACACGUUUAAUUAUUUACCGUCACUGGAAUACUUGGACUUGGAUAGUAACGGUUACGUUGAUUACAUGCCGUGGCGAGUGAUUCUCCGACAGACUCUGCGCACGCGCGUCUCUGUAGAUGGAAACAACUGGAUAUGUGAUUGUAAAGACGUAGCGCAAUUGAAUCAAUGGUUAAUAAAAAAAUCAAAAGAUACCGAGACUAUGAUGUGUUUCUUCGCUCACGGCCAGCCUAUGAACAAAACCAUCGCGACUGUUACGAAAGAAUGUAAAACGGAAACCACUACCGAGGAAACUGGUACCGAGACCCUAAAACGAUUAUUCAUCGAAUCGAAUGACGGUGCAGAAAAUUACAUUCCAUAUAUUGCGGCGGCACUCAUAAUACUAAUUAUUAUUUUAGUAGCGUGCGCUUUCAUCUUCCUGUUUAGAGAAGAUUUUAAAUUAUGGAUGCACUCAAGAUACGGUGUGAGAGUGUUCAGUUCCACGCCGAAGGAUAUGAAUGACAACAAAAAACGUUUCGACGCCUUUUUUGUUUACAAUCCACGCGACGAAGAUUUCGUGACUCGCGCAGUGAGCUCCGAGCUAGAGAAUAUGGGACACACGUUGUGUUUACAACAUAGGGACUUACAACUUAUCGAAAGACGAUCCGGGGACAGUUUAGUGAGUGCGUCCGAAAGUUCUAAAAGACUCGUUAUAGUGCUAUCAAUAAACUUUUUACAACAAGAGUGGUAUGCGCCGGAGUCAAAGGCGGCAGUGCAAAGUGCGAUAAACUCAGUAAACAUUAGGCAUAGGCGCCAUAAGAUUAUAUUCCUUGUUUCUACUGACUUAAGUGCCAUAAAUAUAGACCCGGACUUGAAAGUGUUACUAAAAACGUGUACAGUGAUCGUGUGGGGGGAAAGAAAUUGUUGGGAAAAACUAAAUUUUCGGUUACCGGAUGUGGACGUAACCUUGCCCAAUCGGACGAUUCAUAACGCGAAUAACUUAAAAAGUGGAAAUCGGGAGGGGUUUGGGAGGCACGGCAACCUGAGGUACACCGCGCCGCCGACGUCUCACGACCCGUGGUAUAAGUACGGGAUGGCACCACCGAUCCUGAUGAUGUCGAGUCCGAUGCACUCAACGAGUGCGAGUGCGGAGGUAUCGGCUCGCAGCACCGAGGACGAGACGUGCUCCGUGGCCAGCAGCGAGGGCCGCGGCGACGACCGGUUGCCUCACCAUCACAGCUACGUCUCCAUCGACAACCACCAAUGCGAGGAGCGACCGCUGCGACCCGCUCAACAGAUACCCAUGUCUAGCACCACGCACGCCAGAAAGACUUAUUUCGUAUAGAUGCCUUUGUGAUGAAUAUCAUUAGUUGUAUAAUUAUAGCUGUAAGAACCAUGUAUAUCGUGAUUUAUUGGCAUUAAAGCAUGUGGCAAUGUUUACGUAAGCCGCUGUAAUUAGAGCAGAUUUGUGCCUAUUCUUUAAAUAUUGACGUUUCUAUUUGAAUAUUGUAUUAUUGUAACUUGAGGACUUGAUGUUUCUUUAAUUGUGGACUAAAUCGAUACCCGUGUUUGUAUAUAAAAAUGUACGGGCCUGAUAAAAUAUAAGCUGUAUUAACUGCGGCUGUGUAGCGAAACAAUUAUAGUCUAUUUGUAUAACGAUUUGCAGCUAGCUUCAAGGCAGAAUGCCGUGCCGUGUUUCUGUAUCUAUAGUGUCGUUGAAUAUUGUGUAUAUUUAAAGUCCCAAAACUGCAAGACAUUCCUUUUCUGCCUAUAGGUUGUGUCAGUUCUAUGUGUAUGUCGCAUAUGAAGCAUAACUGGUAAUUUAAGGUUCCUGAUUAAUUUAAGGCCCGACGUAUUGUAAUGAAUCUUUGUGAUAAUGUACUUACGCAGAAUUACGCGUAGAUGAUCAUGUGUAUGGAUGGUGUAAAUAAUGUAAAUUAAGUUAAAGUUGUUGAACUGAAAUGUACCCUAGUCAAUUGUAAAUAAUUUGUAUGUAAGUAACAGUGUAAAUAAUUAUGUUUAAACAACUUUGUGAUGUAACUUUUAGAUAGGAUAUGAAAUUUUUCGUAUUUAUUACGCUUCCAAAUACAGAGUAUGAAUAAAACAAUAUUUUUUAUCUACAA